CUUGAAGUAGGAAGUAGAGACCUGGCUUCUUUGGAGAUAGAAGAAACCAAACGAUUCUCGACAGCAGACGAUUAUCUAUGGAUCUCUGAGUGGUUUGUCAGUGGACGAUUUUUAUCACGACAGCCUCAUCACCGGGAUGUUCAGCCAUGGCGCAAAUACUGGAUCCAUACCGUACUUGGGAGGAACCGAAUACCUUCUCUUCAGACACAGCACCAACAAACCGCGUGCAUCAAGCUACCCAAAGCAAUUCUCUCUCCUCUCGUGAGAAUGUACUGGAUCUCGAGAGCUUUCUUUCAUGCUCUCAUUGCCAAAUAGCUUUCUCAGACGUGGAAGAAUGGUAUUUACACUGCAGAUCCGUGCAUCCAUCUCCGGUGCAGCUCGUGCCUCCGCAAAGAAUGGGCAUGUCCUUUUCCAUGUCCAAACAGCCGCAAAAGAUCUCAUCGGAUUCAGAAUCUACCGAAUCUUGUUCAGCUAAUGACAAUGUGCUCGAGGACGAGAAUAUGAUUGCGCAACAGGAACUGCAAGUUUUGGACCAAGGUUCGAAAUCAUUUCGACGGACCCAAAAGCACCAGAAAUGGGACUCUAUCAAGACCGAAGUUCAUCGAUUGUAUGUUUCAGAAGGGCAUACAUUACAAGCAACCAUUGCAGAAAUAGAACAGAAAUAUUCGUUCAAAGCUAGCCUUCGAAAAUGGAAAAUGCAAAUCAAAGAAUGGCAUUUCGACAAAAAUCUCACCAAGAAUGACAUGGCUAUCCUGGUGGCCAAAGCGCAGAAACGAGCCAGAGACGAAGGGAAAGAGACCAUAUUCUAUCAUCAAGAUCAAGAAGUGAGCGCCGAAAGGCUCAGCAAUUUCAAGAAGCGGAAGGUAGACGCGGCGUCACCAAGCGCAGCUACACCAAUGAAUAUUACUUACGCUACUCCCAAAGCUCAGAGCGAACUCGACCCAGAGCAAGAGACCGAGCAAGCAACCAAGCAAAACGACUCACACAAAUCGAUCAUCUCAAUGCUAUCCAUCUCUCACGCCCUAACCACCGAAACAGCCUGCGUCAAAUCCCUCCUCACCAUCAACGACCCCUGGCUCACCGACAAAGCAACCCACCUCUCCAACCUCCUCACCUACCACCCCUCCACACGCCUCUCCUCCCAGCUCGAACUCGCGCAACUCUACCUCUCCUACGGACCCUCCUAUCUCGGCGGCCCUAAAAUUAUCCUCUCCACCAUGCUCGAACACAUCACUAGCACCAACUUCUCGCUCUCCACUUCUUCGCCGCGGAGGGUUGACACGCUCGACUCUCUCGCGGAGCAGUGGAAAAUUAUCAAACCCAUCGAGUAUUUAAGCACGUCCGCCGUGCUCGAGCCAGAAGUCGCGUUCUCGCUAUCCUUGCGAUUAACGGGUAUCGUGCACGAGAUGCGUCGGUUGCUCUUUCAUGACGAGAAGUACGGCACGGGAGCGGCGGAUGGGGAGUUGGCGGGUUUGUUCAUCAGCGCGGCGAUGAUUUGUAGUCGAUUUUUGCCGGGGGAUGCACUUGUGUUUUUUGAUGAGAUGAUUGAGCGGGCGGGUGCGUGUCAGGGGUACGUGGCUCAGGACGUGAGGUUCUUGGCGUUGUUAUGUCGGGGGUUGGUUUUUAAGCGGAAGGAUGAGGGGAGGUCCGAGGUUGAUUUUAGAGCGGCGAGGGAGGUUUUGAAGGGGGUGGACCAGGGAGAUACUGAUAGGUUGUAGGGGAUUUGGAGGUUGUUUGAGGAUAGGUUUUUAGAGCAUGAGGUUGUGUAGUCUAUGUCUCGAGUUGUUGCGCGGUACCAGGAUUAACUGCUCGAUUGCCUGUGCAGUUGUAUGAAAGAGCCCAUUGACGAAGGGCUAUAUGUAUACGCUCCUUUUUUCUUUGGAGUUGUGUUUAUUUGUAGUGUAGUCUAAGACAGACUUGCCAGGAAUUAUAGCUCCCUCC
This is a messenger RNA of Mollisia scopiformis, 1941 nucleotides long. RefSeq lists its product as uncharacterized. The record is from RefSeq and is a predicted model, not a curated record. The transcript is spliced from 4 exons. The coding region runs from base 147 to 1718 and encodes 523 amino acids. Lineage: Eukaryota; Fungi; Ascomycota; Leotiomycetes; Helotiales; Mollisiaceae.